Molecule: messenger RNA, 660 nt
Organism: Filobasidium floriforme
Lineage: Eukaryota; Fungi; Basidiomycota; Tremellomycetes; Filobasidiales; Filobasidiaceae
Exons: 5
Coding region: 1-660 (219 amino acids)
Source: RefSeq, a predicted model, not a curated record
AUGAGCGAUCUGUGGCUCUGCAGGGGGGAGACUAUGCCGAUCUCUUUUUCCGAGGGGGGCUGCUUAAGGACAACAGGUGAACAGGCGGAGCUCCUGAACCGUCAGAGCUAUGGCGUCCAGACGCUCCAGGCAACUCAUGCCAUCUGCGGUACGCCUAGGCGCAUUUCCAAGCGGGUAUUACCCCAGCAACUUUGGCAGAGCAGGUACAUGUAUACCAUGAUAGGUGAUGUUCAACUACUACAAUCACUCUUGUCUUAUGUGGUUCUUGUGCCAUCACACUCAUUCAAACUGCAUACGACCCUGGCAUAUAUAGCUGGUCAGUUCAGCCUGUUUGUACUACUCCCCUUCAUGUUCUCUCUUCUUUCCCAAGAAGAAUUAUCAUAUGUUACAUCCCUAACACCUCCGCCACCCAACCACCUCUCACUACUCGACACUGGAGCUCUCGUCAAGCCCUUCACGCCUUUUGGUACACUAGGCCCGACCGUAACACCUCAUCCUUGGUUGCGUCUCCUACCUGCCAUUCUUCUCAAGGCAGACAACUACUGGGUUGCCCGGGAUUGUGUAAGAGGACCAGCAGCAAGCGCUAGAACAUCUGAUAUCCAAGGAAACUGUCAAGUGCUUGCUUUCCCGGGGUGUCUCGUGGCUGCCUGUUUGCGAUGA